Owenia fusiformis is the source of this 1518-nucleotide messenger RNA. NCBI's taxonomy places the organism in Eukaryota, Metazoa, Annelida, Polychaeta, Sabellida, Oweniidae. The record is from the annotation of a GenBank genome assembly.
ACUAUUAAAAUAAAAUUCUCAACUGUGAGUUCACUGAAGUAAGAGCCCUCAGUAAGUUACAAUGAACAAGACACAGUCAAUAUGAAAUAUAUUUUUAUAACUCAAACAUAACUCAUAUGUUGUCUUUCAUUCAAUAUAUGAGAAGACCAACACUACAGCAUUUUAAGCUUUUGAAGACUUUAAUCUGCAUUUUAAAUUUUAGCAAGGAAGACUUCACAGAGAUGACUAAUAACGCUUAUGAUGUGGCUGAUACUGACUGGGGAAAAUGUCUGUUUAUCUUUAAAAUAUUUCUACCUACUGCCAUUGCAAAUAUGGAACCAGCCGUAGCUAAAAUUGUUGAUAGUUUGAGCCAAACAUUCACCCGAGAUAUAAAUGAAGCGUUGGUUGUUGUAUCAUUGAUGCUCAGCAUUGCAAGCAUUCUUCGAGCAUACUUAUCACCAAGCCAGGCAAGCCAAGGAUUUAUUAUACUGGUCAACUCAAAGGCAGACCUAAAGAAAGGACUGAUCUUUGUGAUUUGCAGUAGCACCAUCACAGCAGGGAUAUUUCUUGUGAUUGGUCUUACACCAGUGGGAUACGUCAUCCAAGUGCUGUUUCGUAUUACUGAUCAACAACUUGAAGAAAUUCAGUUUGGCUUAGCGUCCUACUGUUUGCUGUCCAUGAUCCUAAAUAUGGGGUCUGCAAUCCAUGGAUUAUUAUUAAUGAAAAAACACACCACUUUCUGUCUCCUCGCUGAGUUGUUGAGGUUCAUUGCAAAAUUAGGGUGUAUUUUCUCUCUCAUGGCUACACCCUUAAUAACUAGAAGACCAAUCUUAAUACCUAUAAUAUCAGGAUAUGUGUCAGCAUUGGUUUACCUUCUCUUUAGCUAUAUAGGAUAUAAAAUAUUCUUGAUCAAUGAGCUACCAGAUGAAAGCACAAAGAAACUGACAUACCUCAAAAUGAUUAAAGUAACACUACCCCUAGGACUACAAGAAUUGAUCGAAAGAUGUGAAACUAUUAUUCUCAGCUUUACAGUUGCACAACUAACUCCAUCUGAAUCUAUGCGAAGUAUGGCACUGGCGAACAUUCAUGUCCUCCACGCAGCAUUUUAUUCAUUGCGAAGGACAUUGGUCAGUAUCGCAACAAUGAUAUCUGCAUAUCUUGCAUCUGGGAGUAACUCAUCAUCACAUUUUGACCAUGAACUAGUUAUCUGCACCUCCAUUAUUGCAAUUGUUUCAUUUUUCAUUUCAAUUUCAAUAUGUUGGAUAACUCCCAUUACAAGGGUUAUAUUCUUAUAUUUAUUUCAUAUUUCUGAAGAAAAUUUCAUUGGAGUAUACUAUCCCUUUAAGUUGUUCACAUUCUGGCCGAUUGUUCAAACAUUUGCAUUGUUUUCCCUUGGAAUUUUACUGCAUAAGAAAGACACGAAGAUGUCAAUAGUGAGUUCUGCUUGUCAAGUCAUUAUAAUGGGUUGCCUACCAUUUGCUUUAGACCAUCUUGGAUUUAAUGUUUUACUGUCUUCAGUGAUGGCUUUGUUUACUGCUC